GGACGGAGGGCCAGACGGACAGAGAGCGAGGUCCUGGUCUGUGUCCAGUGAGAAGGCCCGUGCCGGCCCCCAAGACAGGUGAAAGGUGAGGCCGGGCCGGGCCGAUGCUGGCCCCGAUCCCCAGCCUUCAGCCUUGGCCCCGUCCCAACUUUCAUUUUCACGAACAGGAAAAUCGAAACUUGAGCUCAGCCGAGAGUUAGUCAGAAGUGUGUCCGUCCAGCCCAUGUGACAGGUUGCUCCUGGCACAUAUAAGCCCUGUCUCCAGGCGGCAGGACAGCCUCGGGGAGCCUGGCCACCAUGUGGAUGCUGGUGCCCGUGGCUUUUGCUGGAAAGCUGCUGAGCGCUUUCAGGAAGCCCCUGCGCUCCCUCUGGAGCGGCCUGGUCCCCUGGGUCCUCUGGCUCAGGGCCACACUCUGGCUGCCAGGGGGCCAGAGCGCCCGGCCACCGCAGCAGCCGGGCCGGGGAGAACCGCAGGAGAGCAGAGGGGACGGCGGGCGGGGCCCGGACCAGCCCACCACCCCCACCAGCGUCAACUACCAUUUCACCCGCCGGUGCAACUACAAGUGUGGCUUCUGCUUCCACACGGCCAAGACGUCCUUCGUGCUGCCCCUGGGCGAGGCCAAGCGAGGGCUGCGGCUGCUGCAGGAAGCCGGGAUGGAGAAGAUCAACUUUUCGGGGGGAGAGCCAUUCAUUCAUGACCGGGGCAAGUACCUGGGCCAGCUGGUGAGGUUCUGCAAGGAGGAGCUGAGGCUGCCCAGCGUGAGCAUCGUCAGCAACGGGAGCCUGAUCCGGGAGCGCUGGUUCAGGACUUACGGUGAAUAUUUGGACAUCCUUGCCAUCUCCUGUGACAGCUUUGAUGAACAAGUCAACGUCCUCAUUGGUCGUGGCCAAGGAAAGAAGAACCACGUGGAGAAUCUUCGAAAACUGAGGACAUGGUGUAGAGAUUAUAGAGUGGCCUUCAAAAUAAAUUCUGUCAUUAAUCGAUUCAACGUGGAUGAGGAUAUGAGGGAGCAGAUUAAAGCCCUGAACCCGGUCCGCUGGAAAGUCUUCCAGUGCCUCCUCAUUGAGGGGGAGAAUUCUGGAGAAGACGCCUUGAGAGAAGCGCAACAAUUCAUCAUCAGCGAUGAAGAAUUUGAAGGAUUCUUAGACCGCCACAAAGAGGUGUCCUGCUUGGUGCCCGAGUCUAACCAGAAGAUGAAAGAUUCCUACCUUAUUCUGGAUGAGUAUAUGCGCUUCCUGAAUUGUAGGAACGGGCGGAAGGAUCCUUCCAAGUCCAUCCUGGAUGUUGGCGUAGAAGAAGCUAUAAAAUUCAGUGGAUUUGAUGAAAAGAUGUUUCUAAAGCGAGGAGGCAAAUAUGUGUGGAGCAAGGCAGACCUGAAGCUGGACUGGUAGGUCCGGAAGUGGACCCAGCCUUCAACGCGCCCGUGGGGACGCUCGCUCGGACCUGAGGUGUGCUGGCCGGGCUCAGCAGGAAUUCCUGCUGCAUUUCUCAACGGCCCCCAAUCCCAUCUUCUGUUGCACCUGCUACCUGGUUCUCCACGGUAAUUCCUGGAUCAUCAAAAUCCACAGAUAAUGCAAAACCCUUAACUUUAGUUAAUUCGCUUAUUUAGGAUUUAGUUUUUUGAGCAGUGUUUUCUGCGACUCCCGUGUUCCUAAUUUUGAAGCUAUUUUUAUCAGACCUUUCAUUUGACAGAGUUGGGGGCCUUUUGUUUGUUUUUUUGUUUUGGUUUUUGUUUUUUGUUUUUUGUUUUGUUUUUUUGCUAAAUGUUGAGAUCGCAAUUUUCACAUCUAGAACAACGACACAAUCCCUCCCCUGGUUAGUCUGCCCGCUGUAACUCUGUCCUUUCUGCCUUCAUACCGUCGUGGUCUUGGACUUUUUAACCCAGAGUCUAGAAAUAGUCAACAGAUGUUUUCAGAGAGCAGGAGAUGAUGAUCUCAUCGGUGUUCAGUAAGGGCCUAGACGGAGAUAGUUCAUCUGCCCACGCUCUGCACGGCCCCUGGCCCAUGUUGACUAUUCCGUGAAUGUUAGCUCUCUCCGCUAGUCCCUUUUCUCCUCCAAGAGUCUCAGCAAAA
This is a messenger RNA of Lynx canadensis (Canada lynx), 2073 nucleotides long. RefSeq names its product radical S-adenosyl methionine domain containing 2 (gene RSAD2). Gene Ontology annotation, biological process: defense response to virus; positive regulation of immune response. The transcript has 6 exons. Gene Ontology annotation, molecular function: catalytic activity; 4 iron, 4 sulfur cluster binding. The record is from RefSeq and is a predicted model, not a curated record. Gene Ontology annotation, cellular component: endoplasmic reticulum membrane; endoplasmic reticulum; lipid droplet. Bases 298 to 1392 code for a protein of 364 amino acids. NCBI's taxonomy places the organism in Eukaryota, Metazoa, Chordata, Mammalia, Carnivora, Felidae.